This is a messenger RNA of Pecten maximus, 924 nucleotides long. RefSeq lists its product as uncharacterized. Lineage: Eukaryota; Metazoa; Mollusca; Bivalvia; Pectinida; Pectinidae. The transcript has 2 exons. The record is from RefSeq and is a predicted model, not a curated record. The coding region runs from base 1 to 729 and encodes 242 amino acids.
AUGAUGGAUCUCACCCAGCCACUGUAUGUAGACUGUAGCGUGGAAUAUGAUUUGGACAUGACCAGGUUCCCUGGUUGGGACGACCCCCGGGCCAGGGCCCAGACCGCCUUACUGCUUCAUCUCCCCGGCCACGAAUCUUGCCUAUGUUACCACGGAUGUCCGUCUCCUGAGGACGAGCUCCAGACUAUCCUACGGGAAUUCAGUACUACCGAGGACCAGCUCCAGGAAAUCAUCGAGGAGUUCUGCUUAGAUAUGGAGUCUUCUGAGGACGAACUGUCAUCAUUUGUUGAUGAUGUGCUCGGUUCCACGGAUGGCCUGUUGAUGAUGUCGGAUGCAGUAAGCUCACCAGAUAGUGACAACUUCAAGUCUCCAGACACGGCUCUAUCCAGCACAGAUACAACCUUUAUAGAUGAGACCUGGCCGGAUUUCCUGUGGGGCUCCUAUAUCAUCGACCAGAUGUCGCCGAGUUUAGAUUCGUCGUCCUCAUCAGCACAUUUACCGAUCGUUGAUUUCGACUUUCUCCUCUGCAGUCCUCACCAAGGAUCGGAGCGUCCCUACAGGAAGAGGAAGAAUUCCGGCGAACUCGAUCAUCGACCAUCAGCCAAGAGACCGUGUUACCAUGGCGACGCCCUCCUCAGCGAAGUGUAUUCGACCUUCACCGCGACCAACGACUUCAACUCAUUUGAGAACGAGAUGAGAUACGGACUCAGUGUGUGUGUUCGCGACUGAAAUAGCAAAAAUGUUCAGUGUAUAUAAUAUGUGGACAAUGGAACUGUCAACGGAAAAUUCUGUUAUAUUGUACGUGAUGUGGUCAUACAAUGGACAUUUUAAUUAUAUACUGUAAUUCGUAAAUUAUGUAAAUGACUGACAAUAUCUAGUGCUUUUACUUGUUACACAUGUGUUGUUAGACCUGUUAUGAGUUAU